GUGUAAGCUAAGUGGUGUGGAAAUUGCCGGGCUUUUUACAGCUGGAAGGAGAGGGAAAAGAGGGAAAUAUAAUACGCAGGCGGAAGGGGUAAAGCGGGACGGACAGCCAUUGGCGAUUGUUUCGAGAUUAAGUCUUCGAUUUUUUGAAAAGAAAAGGGGGAGGAGCCAUGGCGAUUUUGAGCCUGGCAUUGGGAUGGAUUUGUUUUUAGGGUGAAGAUUUGUUUGAAGAUCUGUUUGACGAUUAGGAGAGAGGGGGAAGCUGAGAAUUCUUUCAAGGUAUUUGAUCACAUUUCACUGUUUGUGCUCUUGUCGGGGCGUUGUUUCCAACAAACAUUCAAACGGAUUUGGAAAUGGACUGGAACUCGUAUGACGAAUAUGAGAAGCUUGUAAUUCGGAUGAAUACUCCCAGGGUUGUCAUUGAUAACGAUGUCUGCAAGAACGCAACGAUAGUAAAGGUGGAUAGUGCAAAUAAAUACGGCAUUCUCUUGGAGGCUGUACAAGUAUUAGCGGACUUGAAUCUUAAUGUGAGCAAGGCAUAUGUGUCCUCUGAUGGCAGAUGGUUCAUGGACGUUUUUCAUGUUACGGACUCAAAUGGCAACAAGCUUACAGACGAUGGAGUGAUUGGGUACAUUGAAAAGACGCUGGCAAGGAAUUCGUGGAUUGUGCCUUCCUUUGGCAUGGAAGCGGCAGCUGAACACACAGCUAUUGAAUUAACAGGCACUGACCGCCCAGGAUUACUCUCCGAAAUAUUUGCUGUUUUGGCUGACCUAAAAUGUAACGUGGUAGAGGCCGAGUUGUGGACUCAUAACAGGAGGGUUGCUUGCCUGUUAUAUAUCACAGAUGAGGAAACAGGUGCUCCCAUUAAAGACCCUAAAAAGGUUUGCAGAAUUGAGGAGCUGUUGCGCAAUGUAAUGAAAGGGGACAAUGAUAUCAGAGGCCCUAAAACGGUGGUUUCAGUGGGUUUCACUCACACCCAGAGGCGCCUUCACCAAAUGAUGUUUGCUGACAGAGACUAUGAGCGCCCUGACAGAAGAGCAGAUGCAGAGAAAGAUGCCCUCCAUCAUAACAACAAGCCUAAGUCAUUUGUAACGGUUGACAACUGCUUUGAGAGGGGUUAUUCUGUGGUUAAUGUUCAGUGUAAAGACAGACCGAAGCUUCUGUUUGACAUUGUCUGUACCUUGACAGACAUGCAGUAUGUGGUGUUUCAUGCCACAAUAGAUUCCGAGGGUCCUCAAACCUACCAGGAAUAUUACAUCAGACAUACAGACGGGUGCCCCGUGAAUUCAGAGGCGGAAAGGCAACGUGUAAUUCAAUGCUUGGAGGCCGCCAUAGAGAGAAGAGUCUCAGAGGGCUUAAGGCUGGAGCUUUGCGCUGGAGACAGGGUUGGGCUUCUGUCGGACGUGACACGCAUAUUCCGAGAGAAUGGAAUGUCAGUGACACGAGCAGAAGUGUCAACGCGCGGAGGAAAAGCAGUGAAUGUGUUCUACGUGACUGACGCGGCAGGGAAUCCAGUGGAUUCUAAGACUGUAGAAGCCGUUCGCCGGGAAAUCGGAAUGACAAUGUUGCAAGUGAAAGAGAUCUCCUCCACUUGUGUGAAAUCUCCAGUAACAGAACCUCCACCUGCCCGAUUCUCCCUUGGCAAUCUCUUCAAGUCACAGUCCGAGCGUUUUCUUUACAAUCUUGGAUUGAUUGGGCUGAUCAAAUCAUAUUCUUAGAAGCAUAUAUUAGCUCCAUUGUACAGAACAGAACAUAGAUGGAGUUUGAAUUAGGGUUAGGGUUUACCUUCUUAUCUUGACAAGGUCUUAUCCAUAUAGACCUCGUUUUGGUAUUUUUUUGUUAGUCACACAGGAUACAUGCUGCUACUUUCCAUUUGGCUCUUUGGUUUGUAAAUAUGGAAAGGAAUAGCACAUAUUUGACUGCUUUGGGCAUCAUAUUUCUUUGAUCAGACUUGUAUUUUAAAAAGCAAAGAUUGAUUACAGACAGAAAGGGCUUGUAUUCAAGAAAAGGAUUUUAGACGAGGAGUCCUCGUCGUUGACACAAGAUUAGAAAAACAAACUUGAUACUAGUAGUUGUUGUAUCAUAUGUAACACUAUUUAGGUCCAGUCCAAUAUGUUGUACAGGAUUGUUUCUUCAUUCUUAAUAGGAUUUUGGACUUUAAUUGGCAUUA
Molecule: messenger RNA, 2167 nt
Organism: Cryptomeria japonica (Japanese cedar)
Lineage: Eukaryota; Viridiplantae; Streptophyta; Pinopsida; Cupressales; Cupressaceae
Product: ACT domain-containing protein ACR4
Exons: 8
Coding region: 351-1715 (454 amino acids)
Source: RefSeq, a predicted model, not a curated record